GUAGUUUCGUUAGGAAUGGAGGGUAUAAGAACAGUAUUCAACAACUUAUCUAGUUACAAGAAAAAUAGACAAUUAUUUAUUCAUAGUCUUUCAAAGGAUUUGAAAAAUUAUGUGACUAGUAUAAAUGAUAUGAUUGAAGAGAUGUUUGAUAAAAAUGAUCAGAGGGAAAAUUUUGAAUUAGAUUUGAAUGUUUGGAUGCUUGAAAUAUUUGCAAGGAGAAUGGCAUUAUGGUUUAAGGUUACUAGUUUUUAUUAUAUGCUACCAAAUAUUAUUAUAGAUCAUAUACUAUUUUCGAAUGAGAUAAAGAAAAAAUUCAUUGAGCAAGAUAGAAAUUUUAGAGAUGAAAAUGUUUUUGAUGUACUAACGAUAUUAGUCAAUGAAGAUAUUAAGAGUAAAUUAAGCAAUGAGGUUAAUAUUAAAUCAAAUAAUGAAAAUAUGAUAAGAUUAAUAAAUGAGAUAAUCAACAUUUAUGAUGAACUUAGAGAUGUAUUUGAGGAUGAAUUAUAUUUGAAUUAUAAGUAUAUUAAUAGUUUAAAAUAUGUUGAUGCAUGCGUUAAAGAGUUAUUAUAUCUGAUAUCAACUAUACCAUUUUCUUCGAGAACUAUUGUUAGAGGUGGUGUUAUUU
Molecule: messenger RNA, 625 nt
Organism: Scutellospora calospora
Lineage: Eukaryota; Fungi; Glomeromycota; Glomeromycetes; Diversisporales; Gigasporaceae
Source: the annotation of a GenBank genome assembly